AUGGACUACAUCCGCAAACAGAUGUGGAUCUCUUCGAGACCUCGAGCAGGAAUCAGGGUGGACGGACAACCGAUCAAACUCGUCGAUGAGUUCUGUUACCUGGGCUACAACCUGAAGAACAACGGCUACUACGAAAAAGAUAUUCAGCAAAGAAGCGCUAAGGCCGCUUCCGCAUUCAACUCCUUAACGAAAUGCCUGUGGUCGACCACCAUCACCAAUGAAGUCAAGUGCGAGUCUAUCUAUCAGCAAUUCGCCCCAUGA
Messenger RNA from Necator americanus (New World hookworm), 261 nucleotides. RefSeq lists its product as uncharacterized. NCBI's taxonomy places the organism in Eukaryota, Metazoa, Nematoda, Chromadorea, Rhabditida, Ancylostomatidae. The record is from RefSeq and is a predicted model, not a curated record. Bases 1 to 261 code for a protein of 86 amino acids. The transcript has a single exon.